AAAAUGAUGCACCCUGUUGCCAGCAGUAAUCCAGCUUUCUGUGGGACCGGCAAGAGCUCUUGCCUUACCGAGGACAAUGUGAGAGCCACGGAUCAGUUCGACCUUUACGCCACCCAGCAGAGCAAGUACGGCCACGCGGUCGCCCACAAACCCAUCGCCUGCCAGAGACAGGACGCCCUGAGCGAGGCGCACUUGCAGACCACGAGUGGCAGGAGUUUAGAGACAAAAGAUGAACUGAAGAAAAAGAAAAACCUCAACCGCUCCGGGAAACGUGGGAGGCCCUCAGGGACCACCAAAUCAGCAGGGUACCGGACCAGCACAGGCCGACCCCUGGGGACCACCAAAGCAGCUGGAUUUAAGACAAGUCCAGGCAGACCCUUGGGUACAACUAAAGCAGCAGGAUACAAAGUCAGCCCAGGCAGACCUCCAGGAAAAAAGCAGCAAGCCUUCAGGUGUUCCAGUGAUGCCUAACACAUAUUGAGCUGGACUUUUGCUGUACUUUACAAUAGGUGUGUUGAAUGGUUUUGGGGGAACUGUGUAUGCACUGGCAACUAAGACAAUGAACCUCAACUUAUACUGGAUGGCUCCUUAGUCCAUAGAUGAACUAAUGGCAGCUAAACUGCUACUAAGGAAUAGUUUCUUCAUGCUGAAGCUCUGAAAUCCAGUUGUACCUUCUGUUCCUCAGCAAACUCUCCAGUCUGACCUUUAGCAGCCUCUCUCAGAACGAGGUAACUUCUGACACGUGCAAAUGCUAACGUGAGCUCAUUCACCCUCAGGAUCUGUGUUGUGGUGGCUGUUUUUAAUCAGAUGAUUUUUCAACUAAAGACUGCUUUAAGUUCUUUCCUGAACUCAGCUGGGCAAGCAGUCCUCUUCAGCUGAAUGUAUCACUGCAGGAGUGUCACACCUCGCUGGCAAGGAACGUGUUGCAUGUCACCACUGUCCCUUGGAGAAACUCCACUCCUUACCUCCUCCUGUUUAUCCUGUUGGCUCCUGCUCCGUUCCUCACUUGUGCAUCCACUCAAUGGUGCUGUGCUGUGUGUCAGGAGAUAAUGCAGAUGUAUUGCUGUUCUGCUAGUAUAAUUUGUAUUCAAGUAUGCUGAUGAAAUAAUGAAAUCACCUAAGCAAUUUCUGUUCAUUACAGUGUUUAUUAAUUAUAUCAGAUGGAAUAUAAUCCCAGUAAAAACUAAUUAAUGUUGUCAGUUGUGAAAUGAUGAGCAUCAAGUAGAAAAGUGUUCAGAGUCUGUAAUGGGCUGCUUGGCACUCCAGAUUUAGGAAGGAGACCAGAAGUGCACUGCUGGGCACUUCCUAAUCUGCUCUAUUUUAUAUCUGACUGGAGUUUACUGGUGCCCUGCAGUGAGGGGAAGGAAAAAGAGGAUAAGAGAUUCAAAGUGACUAGAAAUGGAAUUUUCAAAUACUCCUGCUCUUCCUAUGUGUACCCUGCAGAAUACAUUGUGCUUUUUUCAACACUUUUCUUUCCAUGAGAAACACUGAAACAGCAUGUUAAUGCCUAAACUUUAUUAGUACCAAUGGGAAAACUGGCCUUUUCCCCCCAUAGUAUGAAAACAUUACUUGUAAGGUAAAUUGCUUAUUUUAUAUUAUAUAUCAUAAUUCAGCUAUUCAUAAGCUAGGAUCACUGUUGUGUGUUAACACUGUUCAGAAGACCCACAUGUCAAGUUUGGGUUUUAAUAAUUUCUUUUAAUGAUCAAGUUUCUAACGUCUUAUUUAUACAUAAAUGAAGUGUAUUAGCUUGCUAUUAUUCCUUAAUGAUGCUAUACAAGUUCACUGUUUAAUAUACAUAUAGUAACUACUAUUCAUUUUCUGAUUAAAUUUACUUAAACUUUAAAACCAAAUAAUUUUGCUACUAUAAAGUCUUGCACUGGACAGAUUCAAGAUGCUAGCACCAUAUUUUGGCAGAAAAAAGUCAGAUACCAUCAGAAGCAGCUGACUUUGAUAUCAAAGAUAGUAUUUUUGAAAUCAGCACUUAGCUUUGUCAUUAAAGCAAUGUUCUUUAUAUCUUGGAUUUAGUUUGAACUAAUGGAAAUAACUAGAGCCAUUAAAGAUCUCUCUUCUGAAUGAAUAUAUUUUCAUUUUGUCUGAAGGAUCUUAGAGUUCAGUCAGGACAAGACCAAGCAUUGUCAGUGAAGAGUGAUGUGUCUGUGAAAAGAAUUACCUGGAACUACAAAACACAGAGUAAUUCAGAUGAGAAUUAACUCCCUCCCCCAUUUUUGAAGAGCUUUAAAAGGCAGAGCAAUGUGAAGUCAUUUGUGUGAUGGUUUCAUUAGCUGUGACUCUGCUGUUCUUUGUUAUAUGUAUAAUAAUGUUUCACACUAUCCUUAGAGUUGACAGUUGAAACAGCUGAUAACAAUCAUAAAUACUUGGAACUGCAAACUUCAUUUCUGACCACAAAAGAAGUUUAUUCUUCUCUAUUUUAAUGCAUAUAUUUUAACACUGCUUAAAUAUAUUUAUGACUUUAGUAGAGAUUAGACCUUUCUCCUUGUGAUUUUUUUUUUUUCCCAAAUAGAAAAAUCUGUAUUCUAAAAUUUGAACCACUUUCUGAUACUUUAAUCUUUCAUCAUUUCCUUUUCCACAGGUUUACUUUGGGGGAAACAAUAAUCUGUUAAAUAAUUAGUAUUAUCAGCACCCUGUCCUCUGCUGUAAAAAGCCUGAUUAGAUACUGUGUAUGUUUUUAUGUCCAUGAACUUGAGCUACUCGUGUGCAAUUAUGUGUAUGGGAAUGGAGUAGUGUUCAUGAUCUGUAUUUACAUCAUCAUAUGGAUGUAUAUUUAUUAAUAAAGUUAAUACUUUAAAACCUAA
Molecule: messenger RNA, 2813 nt
Organism: Manacus vitellinus (golden-collared manakin)
Lineage: Eukaryota; Metazoa; Chordata; Aves; Passeriformes; Pipridae
Gene: CUNH5orf24
Product: chromosome unknown C5orf24 homolog
Exons: 2
Coding region: 4-471 (155 amino acids)
Source: RefSeq, a predicted model, not a curated record